This is a messenger RNA of Spodoptera littoralis (African cotton leafworm), 873 nucleotides long. Lineage: Eukaryota; Metazoa; Arthropoda; Insecta; Lepidoptera; Noctuidae. The record is from the annotation of a GenBank genome assembly.
AUGAGUUCUAUAGCGCAACAAAAGGUCCUUGUCAAGGAAGGUUUAUUUCAGUUUAUUACGAAACAUAUCCCUAGUGCUGAUUUAAACGUGAUAGAUGAUAUAGUUCUUACGUAUGUGAUUUCGAUCCUGGAAGAAGCUUCGCAGGACCCGUGCUUCGAUGUUGAAGGCUUUAUAGAAAUGAUGUCAGCAUACGUGCCACAAUUCGGUCACAUUGACGCUGGGCUGGUCUGCACGUGGGUCCUGGAGCUGGAAGCUGAGCUCAACCAGCGAGAUGACACGGAUUCGCUUUCAAACAAUGAUGACUCUGCUAGCAGUGAUAGGCUCAGCCUUACGCUGCAGAACCUCAGCGAGAUGCUGCCUCCGAUGACUAAGAACAGCAGCAGCCGAUCUCACUCCAACUCGGAGUCGUCUGAGAGCGUGGAAGGCAACAGGCGCCCCCUGCUGGAGGAAGACGUGCACGCGGAACAGUGCAAAGCUCUCGCUGAGAUGUUCCCCAAUACUUGCGCCAUGGAGAUCAAGCACUGCGUCUCAAUUGGUCACGGUGACGUCGAACGCGCUGCAGCUACACUCCUACACCGCCGCGAACAAGGACAGUCCCUGUCCGCCGCCGCGCUGCACUCCGCCGCGCGGACUACUCCGCGCUGUGAUGACAGCGAGCUCAAGAACAGGAUCAUUGCUCGAUAUUCCUACGUGGACAAGAACGCGGACCAGAAGGAGCACAAGCCGCUCGCUCCUAAGAUUGAGCCAAAGAAGAUGGUUCGGUACAGGGACAACAAGAUCGUCUCGCUCAAGGGAGAGAGGUACACUGAGGUACCCAAGUCUGGAGUCGACGAGGAAAACUUGAAGAAGCCCAAAAAACAUCACUGCCCUUAA